This is a messenger RNA of Eublepharis macularius, 2602 nucleotides long. RefSeq names its product cyclin Q (gene CCNQ). Gene Ontology annotation, cellular component: nucleus. Gene Ontology annotation, molecular function: cyclin-dependent protein serine/threonine kinase regulator activity. Lineage: Eukaryota; Metazoa; Chordata; Lepidosauria; Squamata; Eublepharidae. The transcript is spliced from 6 exons. The record is from RefSeq and is a predicted model, not a curated record. Gene Ontology annotation, biological process: regulation of transcription by RNA polymerase II. The coding region runs from base 264 to 986 and encodes 240 amino acids.
UGUAAACCUCACGAUGACUGCGAGGGAGCGGAGGCUGCCGCAACGCGAACGCGAGUGACGAAGGAAGAGGCGAUUGGGCGGUUCUAAGGAGGCGUCGCUAAUAGAAAAAAGCGCCUUUGACCCGGAAGUACUUGAACGGAAACCUUCAUGUGGCGGGAACAUCCGGGAAGCGAGAGGGUUGUCGCGGGAGCCUCAGGCCUUCAGGCGGAGCGCGGAGGUCCUUCGCGGCACUUGAGUGGGUGCUUUGGGACGGGUUGACACUUAUGGAACCAACUGUGUUGCAGGAGGGCAGCCAAAUACCACCAGAUGCCAAAACGCACUUCAAAGUCUGCAGGUUCAUCAUGGAGGCAGGUGUGAAGCUGGGCUUGCGAUCUAUCCCCAUUGCCACAGCAUGCACCAUCUAUCACCGCUUUUUUAUGGAAAUGCCUCUGGAAUCCUAUGACCCAUACCUGGUAGCUCUGGCUGCCCUGUAUCUGGCUGGGAAGGUGGAAGAGCAGCACCUGAGGACAAGGGACAUCAUCAAUGUAUCCCACAGGUACAUGCAUCCCCGGAGUGACCCGCUAGAGCUGGACACCCACUUCUGGGAGCUGAGGGACAGCAUUGUCCAGUGUGAGCUGCUCAUGCUACGGGUGCUGUGCUUCCGGGUCUCCUUCCAGCACCCUCAUAAGUACCUGCUUCAUUACUUGCUAUCUUUGAAGCACUGGAUGAACCGGCACAGCUGGGAUCGGACCCCGGUGGCAGUGGCAGCUUGGGCCCUGCUGCGGGAUAGCUACCACCGGCCGCUGUGUCUGCAGCAUGCCCCACAGCACAUUGCUGUGUCUGUCCUCUACCUUGCCCUGCAGUGUUAUGGGGUGGAGGUGCCCGCUGACACUGAAGCAGAGCGGCCUUGGUGGCAGGUGUUCAGUGAGGAUCUCUCCAAGAGCAUCAUUGACCGGAUUGUCUUGGACUUGAUACAGAUUUACACACUAGACACAGAAAUCUCUUAAGUGCCUCUGGGCAAGAGGGAGAAGGAUGUUCCCCAAGCCCACCGCAGGCUCCGAUCAGGGAGCCGUGCUCUGAGCAGAAGGAAGAGGUGCUGUAGACUGCUUUGGAUUUUGCUCCGUCCUUUUGAGUCACGCCUUUGAAUGGGACUGGAACCACACCAGCAGCCAGAUGGAGCCACAGACCAGCUGGUCCUGCCCUGCGACGCCGCUUCCCGCCUGCUGUCAGACUGCAGCCUUUGCCUCCUGCUCCUUGAACUUGGAGCUGGGCUAGGGCUGGUGAGGAAGGGCUCCGCUGCCUACCUGUGGAUCCCCUGUUCCAGGUGAAAUUUGCUUCCUGGGUCUUCUCCUUCAGCACUGCUUUUGGAAGUCUCCACACCACCAUGGCUUUGCUUUGACUCUGAUGAGAACUCAACUGAAGGCAUGGCACACUGGGAGAGCGUUCACUCUGGGCAUGGCACUGUAGAUCUGUGGGGCUUCUGAGGCAGAGGUUGACCCCACACAUCCAGAGUCUUUCAUUCUAGAGUGAAAAUGGGACUGUGUGCCAGCCAGCCUUUUUUCAUGCUUCACCAGGCUGUGGCGUUUCUCUUUCACAUGAUGUUCUGUGCAUGGAUGGCGGUCAGGUGGCUUAUUGCAGGGCCCUCAGGGGCGAGGGAGGAAGGUCAGCCCUCUGUGGCUACGUUCAGACGGACUGGAAGGAGGUGGCGGGAUCCAGUCAGACUUUGUUGCUCCUGUUAUGUCAUGGCAACUAUCCAUAUGCAGGGGCUAAAUUGCCAGCUUAUGGCCAGGGAUUGCCUUUGUCUCCUGGAGCCUUCUCUUCAGCCUCCUCUAGCCUCUACCAGAGCCCCAGGGGGGUUGGUGGUUGUAGCCAGCCCUUCUGUUGCCCCCAGGAGGCUGCCCUCCAUUUUCUCAGCCCGUGCCCUUUCCUUCUCCACCAGCAGCUCUGGGCAAGGUCCACUGACUCAUCCCUCCUCUCUCUUGUCGCUGGUCUCCUCCUCCAGGACUCCAUCCCAAUCCAGCCAGCCCCUCACUGCCCUCUCCUGGCCAGGGCUUCUCAGUCAUCCAGUCAUCUCCUGAUAGCACUACGUCCUGAUUAUGCCUGGGCCCACUCAUCUCUUGGGUGGAAGCCUGGCUGCUGCUCUGCCCAGCUGCUGGGCCAGCCUGAACCCAGUCCUCUGUGGGUGCUGCUGGCCUCAGCACCUUUCCUCUGGAGCCCUCUGCCUCUCCUUGACACAGGCAGCCCCUCCCUCCUGUAGUGGGCUCUCAAGUGAGCUGGGGUGUUGCACCUACAGUUAGAAACAUAGUGGUGGGGGGGAGGGAGUCAGGGGCCUGGUCUUGUCAGCCUUGGGAUCCCUUUUCCACAGCCCACGGUGCAUACAGGGCUUGUGUGGCUGAUGGGGCUGGCUAACAAUUUGUGGGAUGAAUGAAGAAUGACGAAAGCUGCUGGCACUGGGAAAUGCCAAAGGAGGGGGGGGGGACUUUUACAAGAUUAUAUGCUGUGUUUCUAAUGUAUAUAAACUGCUUCACCCAUGGGAUGGAAAGCCUUGGCCUCCAAAUGGAACUGUGAAAGGUGGGGGAGCUGUUGUUGGAAUAAAGCCUGGAGUGCAGUCCCCUCGCCCUUU